AUGAAGAGAUUUCUAAUGAUAUGUUGCAUCAUAUUGAUACAAAUUCCAUACUUUAUAAAUGCACAAUCUUAUAACUUAUACGAAGAUAAGCGUUGUAAGUGUAUAUGUCCAUCGAUUAAUGCUGUUUUGAAUAACACCGAUAGUACAGAAAGAAUAUUAGUCAUUGCAAAUGUAGGACAGGCAAGAUGUGAUUGUGAUUCAGUAAUUCUCCCGAAGUAUGCUGAUAAAAUUAAAGGUAAAGAGCAAGAGUUUUGUCCGAGAUGCGAGUGUAAGCACGAAAAUAGGAACACGACUGUUAUCAAAGUAGUUGUCAUCAUUGUGAUAUGGAUAAUCUCUUUGCUUUCAAUUUAUAUGCUGUUCCUCAAUCUUCUCGAGCCUUUAUUGAAUAAACGAUCAAAACAGAACUAUCAGGAACAUCUUGAUGAAGACGAUGCAUCAUCAAUGCAUCAAGACCCAAAUGCUCAUAAUUUGCCAAUGGUAAAUGUUAAUGCUUCUAGAAGUAAUGUUUUAAAUCGAGUCACAAACCAACAAGACAAAUGGAAGCGUCAGGUUCAAGAACAAAGACAAAGGAUUUAUGAUCGACAUUCCAUGUUAAAUUAA
Chironomus riparius is the source of this 600-nucleotide messenger RNA. The record is from the annotation of a GenBank genome assembly. NCBI's taxonomy places the organism in Eukaryota, Metazoa, Arthropoda, Insecta, Diptera, Chironomidae.